AAUAAUUAACCAGAAAAUUUAGCUUAUUCUCGAAACACCAAUUUCAAUUGAAUUUUUCAAGUAAUUAGAUGACCAGCAAAUCAGCAAUUCAACAUUGAAGAUUUCUCAAUCGUCGAUAGAUUACUUUUGGUCUUCGACCACGGGAUAAAGUCAACAAGUUUGAUUAUUCUCCAUGUCAGCAUUUAAUUUAGAACUUGGAACUAAGGAAUCACCCCAUUUAUACGUUGAACACUAUUAAAAUUGGACAAUAAGUCGAUAUUCUGCCUCAAGUUAUUCAUUAAUCACCCUACAUUCAAAAUGACCGAGAUCUACAUGCAUGUUCAACUUGUUUGCAAUCCGUUCCUAUAGCAACCGGUAAUGUGUUAUAAGUUGACAAAAAUGUAGUUAUAAGCUGAAAUAAUUGGAAUAAAAAUGAUAAAAAUAGUGUAAAAAUAUAAAUAUGGCUUUAACCGUAUUAGAAAAAUAUCUUCCAGUAGCUCCAGAAGACCUUACAGAAGAAGAAAAAGAUAAUUUAUUCCCACUGAUAUGUUCUUUGGAUAUCUCACUCGAUGUAGACACAGAUAAUUUCAUAAAGCUAUUCCAAAUUGCUCAAGAAAUAUUACGCUUUAAAGGAGAACAAGUUGAAUCGCUCGUCAAUGAGUUGGAUAAUUUAGCUACGAAACUUGGCGAAGAAGAAGCUAAACGUAGUCAGAAUUUUAUUGAAAUUGAAGAUCUUCGGUCAUCUUCAACCAGAACCGAUAAAGAUGGAACAUCAUCAGAUACUGACGACUAUCAACGUAAACUGGUUAAAAUGGAAAUUCAAAACGAUCGUCUUCUAUCCGAAUUACAAGAAAAAGAACAAGAAUUGAUGAAUGAGAAAAAAGAAAUCGAAAAAUUAUCUAUUCGAAUCACGUCGUUGGAAGAAGAAAACCGGGUACUGAAAAGCGAACUCCAAUCAACGCAGCAAGAAUUAACGAGUAAUGCUAGUGUAAGGAUGAUGACAGAAGAGCAAGAAUAUCCAUCUACAGAAAAAUAUCAAGAGCUAAUGGAACUGUUGCGACAGAAAAAUAAACAUAUUACUCAACUUUUGAAUGACAUUGAAGAUAUAGAAAGAGAAAACAACAGCUUGAGAGAGAAAUUAUCCAUAGUUCGGGACGAAUUAGCAGAAGGAGCUGAACAAAUGUCUAAAUUAUCCAUGGAACGAAUCAGUCUGAGCACCAAUGUUGAUGAAUUGAAAAGCAAAGUUUUAUUACUAGAACAAGAAAAUUUAGGUUUAAGGAGUCAAAUAAAUGAAUUAGUGGAAGAAAAAGAAACACGAAAUAAGCAAUUUGAAACCAACAAUACGCAUUAUGAAACCAAACUUCAACAGCUGAAGGAAAUACUUCAAAAAAGAGACUCCGAGUUAUCUUCGUUUAAAUUACAACAUAGCGUUAAUAGUUCUUUCAACAGAAAAUUAGAUGACAGCGGACACCUGACGCAACUGAGUAAUUUGAGCAAAACGUUGGCAGAACGAGAAAAACAAAUCGUCGAGUUGCAGCAACAACUAAAACAGGCCACUGUCGAUCUAAAUGAAAGCACUCAAUUACUCGAAGAGCAAAAGAAAAUUCUCCAGUCGAAAUUUGAUAAAAACCUUGAGUCAAACUUAUUGAAACAAUUGAAAAAGAAACUAGAGCAGGCUGAAAACAGAGUUGUAGUAUUGGACUCGAAAGUUAAACAUGCCGAGGAAGAUUCGCUCAAAAAAGCUCAAGAAGUUACAGAAUUAAUUAUACAACUUCGUGAAUACGAAUCUGGAACAUAUGGUUUAGAAGACGCUAUGGUUAGAAUCAAAGAAUUGCAGAAACAGAAACAAGUUCGAGACAAUCAAAUCGAGCAGCUGGUCCAAAACCUCAACCAGCUUCAAGAUGAAGCCAAUUUACUUGAACAAGAAAAUCAAAUUUUGAAAGAUCGUGUGGGAAUUUCUCACGAUGAGCAAAUUAUCGCCGAUGAUUUCGCUCGUCGUAAUCGAGAUAGACGUAGUAAACUUUCAGAAUUGACCGAACAGCUGGAAAAAACCAAUGACGAAUUAUUAUCGGUAAAAUUAGAUAAUAGAGAAUUAAAGAAACAAAUUACCUCCUUAAUGACUGAAUUAAACUUCUAUCGUUUAAAGGAACCUGCUUCAAUAGACACCCCAGAUGCAGCUUUACCAUCGGGAGAAAGCAUACUUCCGGAACCUUCAACCGCGCUCCAAAUUCUACCAUCUGAACCGGCCGCCGAAACCGGAUUAGAUGAGAAAUUCCAAGAAAUCGUUGACGAAAAUGAAAGCUUACGAAAAGGUAUGCAUGAAAUAUUGGAAAGCAUUCGAAAUCACGACGGUUCCAGUACGAUUCAAAUUGAAUCAGAGACAUUGGAGCAGUUACUAGAAGCGUUGGAUUCGAGACAUGUGAAUGGCUGGUAUCAACCUGGUAUGCGACUGCAAGCUCAUAUCCAUCAAUUAUACGGAGUGAAUAAAACACUACGAGAAGAGCUGCAUAUUUGCAGGUCUAGGGAGGAUGAUCUGCAUUUACAAUUACACGAAGCAUUUAAAAAAAUUGAACAAUUGGAAGAAAGUGGUUCUCAAGUACGAACUAUCACGUUCCCAGAACAGAGAAUACCUUCACCUAAACUCAAGAAAGCCAUAAGCUGCUCUGAAUCACUGCUGAAAUCGAGUCGUGAAUUAGAAGCGGAACUGGACCGCGAAAAAGAAACGUGUAAAAAUUUACAAACUCGAGUGAAUAAUUUACAAAACUCUCUGGACAGUUUGCAACAACAGAUGGAGAAAAUCAACGAACAAUAUGACCUCGAUAAAGAAAGUUGGUACCAUGUAAAAGUAUCCAUGCAACAAGAAAUCGACAAUAUCAAAAACAACGAAAUGGUAUUGCAAUUAAAAGUAAGCGAAUUUGAAAAAAGCUUGGAGAUACUGAAAGAGGAUCCAAACGAAAUCAAAAAAGCUUACGUAGAAAAUACAUUCAGGAUUUCUUCAUUAAAAGUAGACUUGCAACAAGUGAAUAGAAAGUACCAGGCGAUGGCCGAAGUUGAAAAUAAAACUCGUCAAGAAAAAAAUAAAAUAUCCGAAGAGCUAUACUUGAUCAAACAAUUGAAAAGUGAAGAAAUAUUACAGCUUACUAAAGAAAACGAUAGAUUAUCGAAUGAAUUAAACAGCCAUAUAAAGCAAUUAGAUCAAUAUGUCAACAUAUCAGAAUACGAAAAAAUCACCAUAGAUUUCAAUCAACUGACGAUCAAGCAUCGUGAAACUUUACAUAAACAGAUUUUAAUAGGUUCUGAUAAAGAUAAAUUAGUUACAAGGUUACAAAACGAAGUAGCCUCGCUCUCUUCGCAAAAAUUAGAGCUAGAAGUUAUACUAAAACAGACUUAUGAAGAAAACCGUCACUUACGAAGUACUACAUCCACCGUAGACGUUUCCGAACAGUUAAUCGCAUUAACAAAACAGUUGGCAUCGACAGAAUUGGAUAUCAUUACUAAAAGGCAAUAUUCUGAUCACAUGAGUCGCAUGUACGAGUUGACCAAAGAACAAUUGACUGAAACGGAGAACAGGUGUAAAUUUUUAGAGGACCAACUAUCGCAGGCCAUCGAAAGUAAUUCAUUGUUGCAGAAGAAUGAGGCGGAGCUACGCGAGAAAAUUCUAAAGGUGCCCAGCAAUGUCGAAUUUGACGAGAUAAUGAUGAAAUUGAAAAAUGCUGAAAGCAAUAUGAAUACGUUAUCGGCUCAGAAAAAAGAGCUCGAAGAAGUAGCCAAUAUAGCCCAAGAUCAAGUUAAAUCUUUAGAACAGUAUAAUAGGUGUCAAGAUUUCGAGUACGAUUCUUUACAAAGACGUAUCCUUGAGUUACAAUCUCUGAGCGACGAGAAGAUGAUAAUAGAUCGUCUUACGAAAGAACUUCUUCAUUUGCGAGGCAAUGGUAUCGUUAAUAAUGAUCAAAUCGAAACGUAUAAAGAUAAAGUGAUAAAAUUGGAAGCUGAAAUUCUCCAGACUAAGAUGAAACUAUCAGAAUCAGAAAAUGAAUACCAUCGUCUGAAAAAAGAAAGCAAUAAUAAAAUUAGAUCCAUGUAUUCGAUUAUUUACGAGUUACAAAAACGAUACUUGAAUUCGUUUCCUUUGAUCAAAGAAGAAUUAUGCUUCGAAAACAUAAUAAGAUGCAAAGAAGAACAAUUUGCGCUCACUUCGAUAAUACUCGACAUGAAAUUACCUACGGUAUCAAUUCUCGAAGAAACUGAAAGCGAUGAAAGUCUCACCAAAAGUCCUAAUUGGGAAUAUAAAUCUAAAUUUAAAAUUCAAGAUAUCAACAUGCGCCUUAUAAACGAAGGUCUGCAAAACAAAAUACAAAUAUAUGCUGAGCGGCUGGAUAGGCAGGAUAAGUUGAUUUGUCGUUUAGAACAAGAGAUGAAUCAUGCUGACGAACAAUGUAGAGAAUUUUUACUUUAUUGGAGUCCGCAUUCGAAUAUUAGACUUUCAACCGAACACGAUGACAGUGUGAAUAACAAAUCCACCCAAACCUCAGAAACUAUAGUUCAACCGCAAGAAAGCUACUCCGUUUAUGAUUCAGUAGAUAAAAUCAAACAGGCAAACGUCACAAUAAGUGAAUUGAACUCCAGACUCAAGUCAAUGGAUGAUGAUUUACGUAAAACACGCGAUCAACUGGCCUCUUUAAUGAUGGAAUUGAAAGAAAAGGAAUCGAUCAUCAGUGUGAAAGAAAAAGAAAUUUUGAGCUUGCAAAAAACAAACAACGAACGUGAAAAUUUUGAUGAACAUGACAGCAGCGAAGCAGAUGGAAACUCUAUAAAGAAAUUAGCUCUCAAAACGACAGUCGAUAGCUUACAAAAUAUAAUCCAUCAAAAAGAAGAAACUAUUGAAAGGUUGCAAAGUUUACUGAAGAAGAAUCGUGAAGAACAUUAUCAAAGUACUCUGGAGCUUCAGCGAGAACUAAAAGGUUUACAAGAAUCGACCGGUUCCAAAGAGCAGUCCUAUAGACUGAAGACAAAGUUAGAUGCUGCUGAGAAGAUCACCAAUGAUAAACGUUCAUUUUUCGAUUCCUAUCUCACUAAAAUUCAUAAACUGGAGGAUGAUCUUAACGAAGCGAAUGAAAAAAUCGAGCAAUUAUCGAGUCAAUUGGCAACAAGCAAUCAGCAAGCUGAAUUAUGGAGUCUUACUGCAGAAGAAAGACUAAAAACUUUACAGAAUAUGAAACAUGAACUCGAUGCUAAACAUGUCGGUAUUCCUGCAUCAGCCAGUAGCGAAUCUGGAAAAAUAUCAUAUUCGUCCCUAUUGCAAAUGGUUAAAGAAAAAACAGAGGAAAUCGAACGUUUGAAUCAAGCCGUCGAGGAUUAUAAAAAACGAUUAGGUUCAGGUGAAAAAUUACCUGGCUAUCGGGAUCGUCUCAAAAACGAACUCGAAAGAUAUAAACGUAAAAGUGAACUAUAUGAACAAAAAGAAAAAGAAGAUAAAGCCGAAAUUCAACGUUUGAAAAAUCAGUUAAUUUCUAGGCCACAAAGUUCACGUAAAAAAGAAAUUCUCAUUACUCCUAAAGAAGAGCAGCUCAUGAAGAAAAUCAAAUUGCUCGAAGAACAAUUGGAUGAUUUUGUCAUGAGAGAAAAGAAAUGGAAAGAAACCAGAAAGUCGAAGUGCGACGAAGAAGUAGAAAAAUGGCAAAACAGGAAACGAUAUCAACAGAAUUAUGAGAAACUCCGUCAACAAUUUAAAGAUCAAUCAGUUCAUCUCGAGUCAUUGAAAGUAAACAACGAAAGGCUCAAAGAGACUAUUAUUCGAUUAGAAAAAGAACGAUUUGCGUUGGAAAGUAAAUUAAAAUCAGCUAAAAAUCAAAGCUCAAAUUUGCCAUUGAUAGAAGAACUGCAAAAAAAUAACAGUAGGUUGGAAGAAGAACUCAGAAUUUUACGUAAAACUUGUGAAAUAUCUGGGUCUGGAUCGUUGACCGAUGUCAUCGAGGCACAAGAUAGGAAAAUAAUGGCUUUAGAAUUAGCUCAAAAGGGAGAUUGCGCGCUGGCUGAAGAAAUAGAACGGCUCAAUGAACGCAAAUCUCAAUUACAGAAGUACAAUAUACAUCUAGAAGAAGAAAACAUGCGUUUGAAAUUGGAAAUUAAAGAAUUUAAAUCUAAAUUACGUAUUCCAGAUGAUACAAAUGAAGGAACUUCAAAAAUGGCCCUUCGAAGUGAUUCUAGAUCUGGAGAUGAAGAUACUCAAAAAAUAUUAGACAUGAAAGGAAAUAAACGAAAAAAUGGCGAUUUAGAGAAGGCUGUCCUAGUGUUGAGAAGAGUCGUUGAAAAAUUACAAGCCGAGAAUAAAAGAUUACAUAACAGUAAAAUUAACCAACUGCAAGAUAGAAACUACGUGGAAAAAUUGCAAAUGGAAGUGAAUAAUUUACAAGGAAAUUAUCUAGAUGCUAUUGAAAAAGCGUCGGUAUUAGAUAAAGAAUUGCAAACAGCUAACGAAAGAAUAGAUUCAUUACAGAAGUUGAUUCAAAGGCUGCACAACGGUGAAGAAAUUGCAUCGAUGAAAGCUCAGCUGACACAGAAGAAUCAGUUAUUGACCAAAGUGAAGAUUUUAUUGGAGAAAGCUGCUGCGAGAGAGAAAGAAUUGAUUGACAAGGUGAACGAUUUGCAAAGAAUAAAUCCGUCUUCCUUUAAAUAAUUCUUUCUUCUUCAAUGAAUCUUCUUAUAUACGUACAUUAUGUCAAUUAUUAUAUUAGUAUCGUUGUUGUAUUUUUUGAUUGAAGUAAUUAAAAUACAUAUUUUUAAUGU
Planococcus citri (citrus mealybug) is the source of this 6765-nucleotide messenger RNA. Its product is annotated as centrosomal protein of 290 kDa-like. Bases 440 to 6655 code for a protein of 2071 amino acids. The transcript has 40 exons. NCBI's taxonomy places the organism in Eukaryota, Metazoa, Arthropoda, Insecta, Hemiptera, Pseudococcidae. Gene Ontology annotation, biological process: non-motile cilium assembly; ciliary transition zone assembly. Gene Ontology annotation, cellular component: centriolar satellite; ciliary transition zone. The record is from RefSeq and is a predicted model, not a curated record.